This is a messenger RNA of Gigantopelta aegis, 4663 nucleotides long. Its product is annotated as tyrosine-protein kinase SRK3-like. The coding region runs from base 227 to 1798 and encodes 523 amino acids. Gene Ontology annotation, biological process: innate immune response; cell surface receptor protein tyrosine kinase signaling pathway; cell differentiation. Gene Ontology annotation, cellular component: extrinsic component of cytoplasmic side of plasma membrane. NCBI's taxonomy places the organism in Eukaryota, Metazoa, Mollusca, Gastropoda, Neomphalida, Peltospiridae. Gene Ontology annotation, molecular function: ATP binding; signaling receptor binding; non-membrane spanning protein tyrosine kinase activity. The transcript has 12 exons. The record is from RefSeq and is a predicted model, not a curated record.
GAGACUUUGUGUGUGAUUGUGUAACUACGUCAGUUUUAGUUACAUUCUAUAUCCUUUUGUUUUCGGCUAACAUUUUCAUCCUCAGGACUUAUUUUCCCAUUUUGUUGAUUCAGGGAUAAUAAAAAAAGAAAGACAGAAAAUAAUCAUUUGGGUCAAGAUGAACAAAAUUAAAACAACGUGACAGCACUAUUUCAUUUCCUGAACUUUGUUAUAAAGAAUACGAACAAUGGGAUGUAUACAGUCGAAAAAAACUGGAUUUGAUGAUCCAGGAAAGAGUGAUGGUGACGGCACAGAGCUGGGCAAACUGAAGAAGUCUGGGAAGAAAGACAACAGCAAUAAAUACGAGAGGGACCCUACUGCCCACCUCGACCAGCCUGCAUCGCCAGGUGCCAGUGACAGUACUUCUAACACCCCAACUCUGCUUUUUAAGGGAUCUAAGGUUUUGACUGCAUUGUAUGACUACACAGCACGAACCAAUGAUGAUCUCAGCUUUACAAAGGGAGACAAGAUGGAACUUAUUGACGACAGCGAUGGAGACUGGUGGUUGGCUAAACAUCCCGGUCAGACAGAACAGGGUUACGUGCCCAGUAACUACGUCGCUUUGGAGAACACAAUUGAGUCGCAGGAUUGGUAUUUUGGCAAGAUAACGAGGAAGGAAGCUGAGCGUUUGCUCAAAGAGCCGAGUCUGUCUGCUGGAGUUUACCUGGUACGAGAAAGUGAAACCUGUCCAGGUGUCUAUGUGUUGUGUGUACAUGAUUUCGACCCUAAUAAAGGAAACUGUGUGAAGCAUUACAAGGUCAGGAACAUGGAUGAUGCAGGUUGCUACAUCACCACCAGGAAGACUUUUACCAAUCUUAUCGAAAUGGUCGACCAUUAUAAACUGGCUGCAGACGGGCUGUGUCACAAUCUCACCUCGGUCUGUCCCAAACCGAAGCCUGUGAUGGAGGACCUGUCUCGCGAAACCAAAGAUGACUGGGAGAUCCCACGACAGUCUCUGACGUUUGAGAAUAAACUAGGAUCUGGGCAGUUCGGGGAAGUCUGGAAAGGCAAGUGGGCUGGAAAGACCGAUGUUGCCAUUAAGACUCUGAAGGAGGGCACCAUGACGACGGAGGCAUUCCUUGCGGAGGCGCAGAUCAUGAAGUCAUGUCGUCAUGACAAGCUGGUGCGACUGUACGCCGUGUGCACUGUGGGUGGGCCCAUCUACAUCGUCACGGAGCUCAUGAGCAAUGGCAGUCUGCUCGAUUACAUGAGGAACGGGGAUGGCAAGACGCUUGACAUGCAGCAUCUCAUCGAUAUGGCCGCUCAGAUUGCAAGUGGCAUGGCAUAUUUGGAGAGUCACAAAUCCAUUCAUCGAGAUUUGGCAGCAAGAAAUAUUUUAGUUGGGGACAACAAUAUCUGCAAGGUGGCUGACUUUGGGUUGGCCAAAGUGAUAGAAGACGAUGAAUACAACCCUAAGCAAGGAGCCAAGUUUCCAAUAAAGUGGACCGCACCAGAGGCUGCUCUGUACGGCAAGUUUACCAUCAAGUCCGACAUCUGGUCGUACGGAAUUCUCCUCAUGGAGAUCAUGACCCGAGGACAGGUGCCAUAUCCUGGAAUGAAUAACCGUGAGGUGAUGGAGCAUGUAGAAAGAGGAUAUCGGAUGCCAAAGCCUACAGACUGUCUGGACCCAGUUUACGAGAAAGCCCUGGAAUGCUGGGACAAGAGAGCAGAGAAAAGACCAACAUUCGAACAUCUCUUUAACUUCUUUGACGACUACUUUGUCGAAACUGAAAAAGGAUAUCAAGCUACCAGUGAUUAAAGAUCUUCCAGACUGAGUGUUUUACAUUCUGUGAUGUUGCUGGUGAUUAUCAAAUAACUUACAAAUGCACAGACUUGUGAUAUUUUAAUUUGUAUACAAAUUCCUUGUACAAGACUUACAUCGAAGAAAGAAAAUUAAAUCUAUUAUCCCUAACUACUUACUGGAUAGAGGCUUUAUUGCCAUAGUUUUACUUGCUCCUGGGUACACAUGUAGUUGUUUGGAAACGUAACUUAUGUUAUCAGGAUGUUAACACUUGUUUAUUGUGUUGUUCUGUUAUGGCAAGUUAAUUGUGUUAGCAAAACUACACAUACAUACACAAUACACACAUACACAUACACAUAUACAACAUAAUAUACACACACACAUACAACAUAAUAUACACACACAUAAAACACACAGACACAUCAGUGUACACACAUCAAUAUACUCAUAUGUGCACACACACACAAACACACACACACACAAGAAUUGAAUUUAAAUACACACACAUACACAUUAAUUCAAUCAAACACACAUUAGCAACAAUAAAAAUAACACAAUUUACAUUAAUUAAAAGACCAUAUUUUCUACAAUCAUUUAUUUAAUUUAUAAUUUAGUAUGCAGUGGCAUAGGAAGGUGCCAAAAAGUUUGGGGUGGGCACACACACACACAUAUAUAUAUAUAAACCAUUGCUGCUGCUACUGGAUCAAGAAAAGUGGGGGGGGUCACAUGCACCCUUGCCCCUCCCCACUUCCUGCACCAAUGUUAUGCAUAAGAAAACAAAAGAAAAAAACAGUUGUUGCCUAAGAUAUUCCUUAAUUGGGUAGAAUAUUUCAUUCCUUCUUAUUGUAACGUUUGAGUUUUAUGCCGACUUGGUCAUCACUUGUUUCAUGUCUUACCUUUGCUUGACACUCAAUAGCUGAUGUAUACUUUGUGCUGGGGUGUCACUAAACAUUCAUUCAUUCAUUUAUUCAUUCGUUUCUUAUUGAUCUAUCAGAUUCUGUGGCAGAUCAAAAAAAUCCAUUUCGGGGGACCCCGACGACGUGUGGCUGAAGGUGACAAACAUUCCCGAAAGUAUUCCUCUUAAUUCUCCAACGUAAAUUUUUUUACAAAAUUAAAUUAAAUUAUUACUGUCGCAAAAUUUAUGUGGGAAGGUGGGAGGGGGGGGGCCUUAGAUCCUCCAUGGAGAUUAAAAAUAUAAUAAUAUACAUUUGGGUAAAGUUAUUACAAAAUAGCCAAAUUCAAUUUAAAUUUCUUAAUUUAGCUAUUUGGUGUUUAAGGUUUGUUAAGACUGUAUUUGUAGGGAUAAAAUUAUUUUACAUUUGAGUAUUGAUUUUUUUUUUUUAUUACUGGGUUUGUUAUUCAACUAGAAUUUGGUAUCUUGGAAUAAUCAUAAAAAAAAUUCUGGUAAUUUUUUACUUAUUGGAGAUGAGGAAUAUAGAUUUUUUUUUUCAUCUACAGAAGUGAUGUUUGUUUGAUUUCAAUUGUUUUAACAAAUUAUUUUACAAUAUUAUACAUGUACUAUACAAAUAUAAUUUGAUUAAGAAUCUAUAGACGCUGUUUAUAAUUUAUUACAGUAGUAGUAAGUUGUUACAUCUUGGUUUACACUGUAAACUUUAUUACCUGCAUUGGUGUUGUUUUUUUGUAUAUAUUUUGCAUUUAUUGUUAAGCUAAGAAAUGGGAGAAUCUUGCAUUCCAAUUUCCUGUUGAUAUAUUUUUUUUUAAAUACUUGUAGUACUUACAUUGUUUCGCCUUGAAAUCUGCAUGAAAGCUUCAAAAUAUUACAAUUGUUGGAAAGUAAUGUGUUUCAUGUUUUGUAAAACAAUCGAAAACAAAAACAACAGUCUUCCGGUGAUGAGCAAAAUAAAUUGUAUGAAUGAACUUGUAUUGUAUAUAAAGGAAUGUCUGAACACUUUGUUGAUAGAUAUUCGUACAAUUUAUUUUUAGCUAUGUCAUGUUAUCAGCUUCCCAUACCAUAUAAUUUAUUUAAACUCAGUACAACUUUAUAUAAACAUGUUAUUUUUAUACACUGAUUUGUUUGCUGGUAAUUAUUACAUGAUUUAAUUACCUAGAAUUUUUUUAAAAAAUGAAGAAUGGACAUAAUUCAGUAUUUCGAAGGUCAUUUGAACAAUUGACAUAAUCCACCAUCUGAAGAAUUCAACAUUUGAAAGAAUGACCAUUCUACAAGGAUGAACAUAAUUAAACUUUUGAAGGAAAUGUACAUAAUUCAGCAUCUCAAGGAUGGAAAUAAUUCAAGAUUUCAAGAACUGACAAUUAAAUAUUAAAGUUUAAAAAUUAAACUUUAAAGAUGAACAUCAGUUUUGAGCGAUUCAUGAUUGCAUGCAAUUACGAUCUUGUCAUAACAUUCCUUAGACUCUGCACUGCGCAGUGAUACAGCCAUGACCACCAGAACUCUGUGUUUUAGGUUUCUGUAAUUCAACAUUUCAAUGAUGAAGGAUUUAUUUCCUUUUAUCUAACACAGCUCUUAUGGAUUCAUAUUUAACCAAUGUGAUUUUGAGAAAUAGAUUCAAAGCAAUGCUAAAAUUAUUUUUAAUUUUGCUAGUAAUAGUUUAGAAUUUUAGGUUUAAACAUUUUGGCAACACGUUAUUUUAUUAUUACUGUGAAAUCACUUUUGUUUUUGUGUUGGUCUACUUUUCAUGUACUAGUGUAGUCAACAAAUUUAAGAACACAACAGAACUACAAUCAAUGUAUAGGCUAUUGACAAUUGACCGAUUGACAAUUUUAUUUUCUACCACCCCUGAUGUAUACAUAUAAUGUGAAUUUAUGAUAGACCUUUUUUGAUCCACAAAUUUAAGUACCAAACGAAAUGUGUAUGUUAGCAAAACCAUGAACAUUUAAGCCAAUGAAAUAAAGGAUUUCACAGCA